AUGUUGCUAAUGAUUAUAAAUUUUAUCAACUCUGCUUACAAACUUGUCACGUAUGAGGCGUAUCAUUCCAAAAUCGAGCAUGAACUCGUUGUUGGGAACAUGGCGCUGCUGCCGUUGCGUACGAAUUUCAAGGGACCAGCUCCUCGGACCGAUAAUGAGCUCGACAUAAUUGAUGAGGCCCUUAUGUAUUUCAAACCCAACAUUUUCUUCCGCGAGUUCGAGAUCAAGGGACCUUCCGACCGCACUCUGAUCUAUCUGACGCUUUACAUCACGGAAUGCUUGCGAAAACUGCAGAGGAGCCCCAGCAAGAUCUCUGGACAAAAGGAUUUGGCUGCACUGGCACUCAGCCAUCAGCUGCCGAUUCCAGGAGAAGCAGAUUUCCCUCUGAACAAUAUGUUCAAAGCUCCAGCAAAUAAGCAGGAAGAGGAGACUAUGCGUUCCUACCUGCAACAAAUGAGACAAGAGCUGGGAAUGAGACUUUGUGAGCUAGCAUUCCCGGAUCCUUCAACGAAACCUAGCAAGUGGUGGUUGUGUUUCGCUCGCAAGCGAUUCAUGGACAAAGGACUUGUAAGCCAAGGAGUUACCUUGUAA
This is a messenger RNA of Strongylus vulgaris, 591 nucleotides long. NCBI's taxonomy places the organism in Eukaryota, Metazoa, Nematoda, Chromadorea, Rhabditida, Strongylidae. The record is from the annotation of a GenBank genome assembly.